Molecule: messenger RNA, 1244 nt
Organism: Eurytemora carolleeae
Lineage: Eukaryota; Metazoa; Arthropoda; Copepoda; Calanoida; Temoridae
Product: thioredoxin domain-containing protein 5
Exons: 5
Coding region: 13-1209 (398 amino acids)
Biological process (GO): protein folding
Cellular component (GO): endoplasmic reticulum
Molecular function (GO): protein disulfide isomerase activity
Source: RefSeq, a predicted model, not a curated record
CCAGGUUAGAACAUGAUCUCAACCCUACUCCUCGUCCUCCUACCCUCUCUCCAGGUGGUAGUUGGAGUACACAACAAGAUAUUAACAGAAGAGAACUUCAAAUCCGUCCUGGAGAAUGGAGAAUAUACUUUUGUCAAGUUCUUCGCUCCCUGGUGUCCGCACUGUGUUAAUAUUGAGUACGACUGGGACAGGUUGGCUGAUGAUAUCCAUGAUGAUAAAAACAUAGCAGGACCCCGAAUAACAGUUGGUGAGGUGGAUUGUACAAGAGAGGGCAGUGUAUGUACGGGAGAGGGAGUAAGUGGAUAUCCAACCAUAACUUUGUACAGACACGGCCGAGUUGAACAUAAUUACCAAUACAACAGAGACUUUGACAGAAUGAAACGGUUUCUGUAUGAAAAAGUGUUGGGAGAAAUUGCUCCAGACAUCAAUGAGUUCGGAAUCUACAAGCUCAACUCCCAUACCUGGAAAAAUUUUAUGAGCCAGCAGAACUACGUUCCUACCAUGGUUAAAUUCUACGCUCCUUGGUGUUCUCACUGUCAAGACCUGGAACCAGUAUUUGAAGAACUAGCAUUGACGUUUAGUUCCAGUAAGGAUGUCAUUACAUUUGCCGAGGUAAACUGUGUGGAUGAUUCAAGUCUAGAUCUAUGUGCAGAGGAAAACAUUGACUCAUUCCCUAAACUUCACAUGUACAGGAAUGGGGACCUUGAGGAUAUUUUCACAGAAAACAGGGAUAUUGACCAUUUGACUAACUUUAUCUGGGAAACAGUGGAUCCAAGUCGAGUGGUGGAAAUCCAGGACACUGCUUACAUGGAUUUCGACAUUUUUGAGCAGCUUGGAUCUGUUAUGGGAGCACAAGAUGAAACAGAGGAUGAGGAUUACGAGUUAGAUGGCGAGGAAGGAGAGGAAGAAGAGGAAGAAGAGGAAGAAGAGGAAGAAGAGGAAGAAGAGGAAGAAGAGGAAGAUGAUGAAUAUGAGGACGAUGAAGAUGCAGCUGAGGAUGGAGAUGAUGAAGAUGAAGAGGAGGAAGAAGAUGAUUAUAAUGAUGUGCCAGCAGCAGCUGAGGAUAUAUUAAGUCCCGAAGGAUUGGAACUACUUAAAAAAGAACUUGAGAUAGAUGAGAAUCUGAAGAAAGCUAAAGAAAACUUUGAAGAUAUGAAAAAGGAGAAGGUAUCUGAGAAAUCAAAAAAAAUGGAUAAAGAUGAACUGUAAUUAAGAUUUUAUUAAAUAAUAUUUGUAAGUCAUAA